Molecule: messenger RNA, 450 nt
Organism: Linnemannia hyalina
Lineage: Eukaryota; Fungi; Mortierellomycota; Mortierellomycetes; Mortierellales; Mortierellaceae
Source: the annotation of a GenBank genome assembly
AUGUUCGAGGAAGACAAGAACCUCAACCACAUCUUGCCAGGACACUCAUGCGUUCUUGUUGCGAUCGCCCGUGUCUGUGCGAUCUUGAGCCGCCUUCCGCAACUCCGAGACCUGGCUCUCCACCGUGUCAUGGUCAAGGACCCUCGCUGCCUCCAACUUCUUACGUCGACUCUUCUGAAGAAGACCACCUUGAGAAGACUGGAGCUCUAUGCUGAUAUGCGAAAGGACAACCUAGACUCUGGACUCGCGCUGUUCUUUGGUUCUUCACCGCUGAUCGAGAAGCUAAGGGUCGAAUUUGUUGACUACUUUGACGACUGUGAUACGGAGGACGACGACAAUGAUACACCAAUCGAAGAUCCUGGCGAUAAUAUUUCUGUGAAUGCGAUUCAGACUGUGGCGACAAGGGCACCAUCUUGCAGAACAAUGCCGUUGGUAAUCUCCGAGAGCUGA